CUUGUGUUCAUAUGUUUUAUCAACUCCGUAGACAGAGUCUUCUGACCGCAUAUUAAAACAGAUAACAAAAUGAAUCGUUGCUCGUAAAUUUUUCCCACAUUGUAAUUAUUUAUAUUUUGAUAAACCAUAACUGCAAAAGUCAUAUAAAAACAAAAAUCAUUCCAAUUAAAGUGCAGUCAUUUUUUUUUUGUUGGAAAAAAUGAAACCAAUUUUACUUGUUCACGGUGGUGCAGGCGAUAUAUCAGACGAUCGAGUGCCUGGAAAAUUGAAUGGCAUCAAAAAGUCUCUUCGUGAUGGAGUUCAACUCCUGGUAAAUGGUGGUUCUUCAUUGGAUGCAGUUGAAGAAGCUGUUCGCAGUAUGGAACUUGAUGACAGUUUCAAUUGUGGCUACGGAUCAGUCCUCAAUAUCAAUGGAAUAGUCGAAAUGGAUGCUAGCAUUAUGGAAGGAAAAAAUCUAAAUGCUGGAUGUGUAACUUUGCUGCAAAAUAUGGCUCAUCCAAUUUGCGUAGCACGCAAAGUGAUGGAGAAAACCAAUCACAAUUUUAUUGGAGGCGAGGGUGCUUUGAAAUUCGCUCAUUCUCAAAAUUUUGAAGUACUUACACAGGGUGCUUUAGUAACUGAAAAUGCAAAGAUAGCAUUGGAAGAAUUUAAAGAGCGCCAGAACAAAGGACUCGAUACAUUAUUCUCUAGCACUGAAUUGAAUAAAAAGCAGAAAAGAGAUUUGGGAGAGACUGUUGGUGCGGUUGCCAUUGAUGGAAAUGGUAAUAUUGCAGUAGCAACGUCGACUGGUGGAAUUACUGGAAAACUAUCUGGACGUAUUGGAGAUACUCCAAUUUUGGGUUGUGGCACUUAUGCUGAUAAUAAAAUUGGUGGUGUUUCAACAACUGGUCAUGGAGAGACUAUUAUGCGUUUCAAUCUUGCUCAACGAAUUUUACAGAAUAUAAACCAUAAGCAUGUUUCUGCACAACAAGCAACAGAAGAUGUCUGUAAGGAAAUGACUCAGAGACUGAUUGGUACUGGUGGAGCUAUAACAAUUGACAAGGAAGGAAAUAUUGGAAUUUAUUUUACAUCCAAAAGAAUGGCCUGGGGAUAUAUAAAAGAUAAUCAAUUGGUUUACGGAAUCAAUAAGGGAGAGACUUUUACAGAAAAUUUGUAAAUUUAGUGGAGCGUUGUAAGAUUUAUAUCUCGCAAUCUAGUGCCAGUCAAUGAACCUUUAUAUAAUUUUUGGAGAAUAGUUUUUAAUAAUAUACACUUAAAUGCAAAAAAACGGAAUCAAAAAAGAUAAUUUUUAUUUAAAACAAAAAUUGCAAUGGAUAAAAUAAUGUUUCUUCAAGUUUUAUGGUCUCAUUUAAAAGCUUGAAUUUUUUACUUUUAAUUGUUGGUAAAAACUUCAAAAUGCAUACGAUAGUAUCAUAGCUAUCUGUCAAUAAAUUGCACUUCAUUUUUUUCUAAAUGUUAAAUUUUCUUGAUAUUCUCUGCUUCAAUUUCAGUUUUUUUUUUUC
Messenger RNA from Episyrphus balteatus (marmalade hoverfly), 1502 nucleotides. Its product is annotated as probable isoaspartyl peptidase/L-asparaginase GA20639. The transcript has a single exon. Gene Ontology annotation, molecular function: asparaginase activity. Bases 200 to 1156 code for a protein of 318 amino acids. The record is from RefSeq and is a predicted model, not a curated record. NCBI's taxonomy places the organism in Eukaryota, Metazoa, Arthropoda, Insecta, Diptera, Syrphidae.